UUUUCUCUCCUUUCAAGAACCUUUAUUUCGCGGUUCCCUCCCUUUUUAUUUGUUUUCAUCGCCAUUGUGUGUUGUUUCGAAACGCAUGACCGGAAAAAUUUAAUCAAAGCGGACGAUCGUGCAUCUUCGGCGAACCGUGAUCGUUUUUUUUAAAAAACUCGUUUUGUGCGUCACACGUUUGAAAAAACAAAAAAAAAACUUUGUUUGAAAUUCGUCAUCUUCGUUUGUAGUCCCGUAUUGUUUUCAGCUAGAAAUCAAACAUCUCGUCAAAGAGUCGCAACAGGAGCUUUAACGUCAUGAGCGACAUGAAGAGGCUGUUCUACGUGUGGUUCCUCGGCGCCAAAGAAUGCCGCGGACUGCGAGGCGAUGAAUUCGUUCGGCCCAUCGUCCGGUACUUCCAACGCAAGGAGGAAGAAUGCGAGCCAUCGAAAGUGACGUUGCAAAUCUCUUCGAAAGGGAUUAAAUUGGUAGCCGAAUCCCUGCGUCAUUUCGUUCCCAGUCACGCCGUCACUUACGUCAGUCAGGGCGCUCCACCUGACGAUGACAUCGUCUCGGUCAUUCUGCUUCUUUACAAUCCGAUAACCAAAUGCCCCGUUCACCUGCACGCCUACAGGUGCGACUCGGUCGAGACGGCUGAUUUGCUGUCUGAACAGUUCCAGUUGCUCGUCGAUUUGCCCGAGAACCAACGUAAAAUUCGCGAUCUCGAGCAACGGUUGCAGUCACAGGGACUCUACCCGAGCGCUGGACAGAGCCAGUCGAGGAUGCUCAUCAAAUCGUGCGAUACGGGACUGGGUGGUUCCAGCGGAGACCUACUGACUGGCCACAGCGAUUCGUCCAGCGACGACGUCGCUACGAACGACGUCUGCAAAUCGUCGAUGGAUUGUCAACGCCCCCUGCCACUUCAGUCUGAUGUUGGCGUUUCGAAAAGCGACCAGGAACGUAUUGCCCGUCUAUACGAUUCUCUGGCAGCCGAAUUGCGUGACAAACUGGGCGGUGCCAUGUCCGGCAAAGCAGCUCCUCUCCUUCUGCCUCCGAAGGAUUACGAGAUGCAAGAGCCGGAAAGUGGCCGUCCGAUGGCCAAAAAUGCAGCUGUUCAAUCGAAUAACAAUCGGACCGGUCGUCCAGCCAUCCGCGGCAAUAAGCAGACGGACAACGGUUCGUCGAGUGGACUGUCUAGCGGAAUCGGAUCCGAUCUAGAUGAUCCGGUAGCCGAUCGUUCCAGAAAUCGCGAAUGGAUGCGUUCCACCGCCGUGAACAGCCAACAACAACCGGACAAUAGGCAACAGCAACAACUUCAACAGGCCCGUCAGCGUUACAGUUAUCACGAUUCGAGCAGCAGCAACAAUAACAUCAUGCAUCAGCAGCAACAUCAAUACCAACAGCAACAACAACAAGAAGUCCGUCGUCGUGAACCUGUGAUGCGCCAAAUGUCGGAACGGCGGGACACGUCGACUCUAUUGAACAGGCGUUCCAUGUCCGACUUGCGACGUCAGGAAGAGUCAGCCGUGAUGAUCCGCCGGAGAGAAGAGAGUUGCCGUGACAUUCGCGCCAGCAACGCCGAACUGAACCGUAGCCGGGCCGAUUUCCAGCAGCUUCUAUUGGCCGAUGGGAAUCGGAGUCGGGUCAAAGAAGCUCUCUCCAAAUUCGAGAGUCGAGAUCAUCAGCAAAACGAACAUGUCAAGGCCGUUCACGCCAGUUCACGUAGCCGCUCUUUCCGCGACGACCAGCCGUCUCAAGGCUGGAACGCAGGCUUCAAGUACCGCCGCCAGCCGUCUGCUGUCGUCGAUGGCUAUCAAGAGCUGGACCAACGAGAGCGCUUCCCUGGUCUCGAUCGUGAAACUGCCCGCGUCCUCGAGCCGCUCCACGGACAGAUGUCGCAUCAGCAGCAACAGCAGCAACGUCAUUUGCAACGUCACAAGUCAUCGGAAUUCGUGUCGAUGAUCAAACGCGGACCCAAUGACUCUGGGAGCGUCGUCGUCGUCGAACCUACUCAAAAAGUAGGUAAUAGACAUUUCCGUGCCGUCCGCCAACCUAAUUGACGGUGAUUGUGAUCCCCAUUUCCCUUUAUACCCCCACC
Molecule: messenger RNA, 2077 nt
Organism: Daphnia carinata
Lineage: Eukaryota; Metazoa; Arthropoda; Branchiopoda; Diplostraca; Daphniidae
Exons: 5
Coding region: 297-2039 (580 amino acids)
Source: RefSeq, a predicted model, not a curated record